Pararge aegeria (speckled wood butterfly) is the source of this 4826-nucleotide messenger RNA. RefSeq lists its product as uncharacterized. Gene Ontology annotation, molecular function: GTPase activator activity; protein binding. Gene Ontology annotation, cellular component: cytoplasm. The coding region runs from base 1 to 4563 and encodes 1520 amino acids. The record is from RefSeq and is a predicted model, not a curated record. NCBI's taxonomy places the organism in Eukaryota, Metazoa, Arthropoda, Insecta, Lepidoptera, Nymphalidae. Gene Ontology annotation, biological process: regulation of small GTPase mediated signal transduction; activation of GTPase activity. The transcript is spliced from 19 exons.
AUGCAAUCCCCUUCACCUCGACUACGUCACUACAGGACGAUGACGGCAAUCUGCUUUGUUUGCAAUUUGCCGAUCCUGUCCCAUCAAGUAGGACUCGUGUGGGCUGGAGGAAAUGGUUGGGACGAGCUCACACGGUCCACUCUAGAAGAAUCAACCCUCAGACAACGCCUCGGCAGUCGCAGAGACUCGGCAGCACAAGUUUGCUGCCUAUCGCCACCAGAACCCGAUGUCAACGACCAGCCCAGGGGUGGUCCUCGCCGACGACGGUCAUCUCUUGCUCAACUCACAGAUAUUCUUCGUGAGUGGGGAGGCGGCGGAAGUAAUGCGCCGAGACGCCAAAGAGCUCCAUUGUCAAGACGUGAGACCUUAGCAGAUCUUGCCCGAUCUCUGCCCUGGGCGAGACACGAACCACCGCCCCGCCGUCGACGAGAUUCUUCAGCAGACUCUGGAAUAAAAUCGUCUGCUUCAAAACGACGUGAUUCAAAAGCUGCACCACAAGAUUUUAAGUCCGAAUUUAUUGGCUUCUUAGACCGAAAAGAUUCCACUACAGUUAUGCCUAGCAGGGAAAGGCGUAUUAAGAGACGUGGCUCCGGUGAUGACAAAGAACGUAGAGAUUCAGUUGAAGGACACAGACAUCGUCGAGAUUCUGUAGCAAUAGCACCACCACGAGUUGUCGCGACUCAUAAAAAGAGAAGAGGUUCUCCACCGACACCUGCACCCCCAUCUUUUGUAGAUGCUUCAUCAGAUCCCGGCCCUUCAACUCAUUUACCAUCUGUGACUGUAGUUACUGUUCAUGAACCGAGUCGAUCAGACGGAGAAUGUCCACCUAUGACCAUGCCUACAAUUAUCACGUCUGCCGUAACUCCUUCACCAACGUCACCUACAGUACCCACGGCUAAUACUUCGCAAGGUACUCAAGCCACCCCAACUACUUCUACAGCUCAAGGUACUCAAGUAACACCAGGUGGAAGAACACCGCCAAAUCUAGGUGGUCGAAGAGACUCUACGACACAAUGCGGCCGAGCCAGGAGAGACUCUCGCGCAGCUGCUAGUCCGGAACGUAGAUUGGGUAGAUUACAAAGACAAGCCACAGCAUUUGACGACCCUAUUGGUCCGCCUGGUACGCGACGCAGGGACUCUGGACCCACAUUGGAACCAGAUGACGCGGGAAGAGCACGACGCGAUUCCUUGAGCCCUGACUCAGCAGCAAGGCCACGGCGAGAAAGAAAUCAGCUUAGUCCGGACAGAGCGGGUGGUGGUGAAUUGAGUCCAUCAGCAGCACGCCGACGAAGUCGUCUGAGACGACAGGCAUCUUGUGCUCGAGUAGGUAGAGCUCGAAGUCCAGAGUCAAGUUCUUGUUCCAGUCGGGACCCUAGCCCAUGUGCAAGGCCCCCUGAACGAACUAUGUUUAGGCGACAAUCAACUACGGAAGAAAUAUUAAUAGCGCGUGGUUUUCGCCGACAAUCUACGACAGAGGAAAUGAUACGUUGCCGUAACUUUCGACGACAAAGUUCUCAGAGUGACGAUGCAUGUAUGCGUGCUCGGGGACGCCGGGACUCAUCUACACAAAUAUUGGAUGGUACCAUCGGCACUAUGACUGUAGAGACUACCAGCACGUUCUUCGAUUCCAGUACACAAACUGAACCGUCCCCACUGUACGACAACAAUCAUUACCACGAGGAAUGUCUUCGGUGCAACUCCUGCGGGUUAAACCUCACGGGACCCAAUCAGAAACGCGCCCGCCGCUUCAAGAACCAGAUCCUGUGCGACCUGCACUUCGCGGACGUGGCGCUGAUGGAGUGCAGUGACUUCAUGCAGCAGCUACGCAGCUUUAAACCGCAGUCGCUGGGCUGCGCCGUCGCCCGGCGGAAGUCCUCGACCACGCUCAUCUUUCCACUGCCACCGCAGGCUUGUUCAGAUGAAUUUUGCGAAGAGUAUCCCCACAACCUGAUACCCACGCCAGGGUAUUGGAUAGAAUGCUCUCGGCAGAAAAUCGCCACUGACACCAUUUGGGACGAAUCAGAGUCAGAACACGACAGCGGCCCUGACAGAGAUGAUGGGGAAGACCGCCACAGAAGAUCAGGAUCUCUUGACGAGGCAGAAGAAGACAGCAGUGAUAAUGGAGGAAGCACUCCAAAGAAGAAAACAGCCAUCGAAGAACAAUGGGAAAGGUCCGGGGGCUUCGAACUUACUUCCGUGGAACAAGAAACAUACGAGAAGUAUUUCUACGGGACAGAACAUUGGAAUUAUUUCACCAGCGAUGAAGACCUAGGACCAGUCAUACUGUCGAUCAAACAGGAAACUUUGAAUGCGAGAGAUCAAUUUAGGAUUCUAGUACGAGCAAUAAGCUACACGGUUCAUGGGCUGAUUCCGGCGUCGUGCGUGUUCGCCGACCGCUAUAACCGGGAGGAAGUGGUCCGAUCGCUCGGAAAGGAGGUCAACAUUAACCCACCGUUGAUGCUGGGCCAACUGCCCGACACACCUGAAGAGCUGCUGAAACUAGACCAAGUAUUUAUAAAAUCGGAGCUGAAGGUCGGAGUAAUAUACGUAAAGGAGAAUCAAUACACUGAGGAAGAAAUAUUAGACAAUAACGAGAAUUCACCUCUAUUUGAAGAGUUCUUGCAAGUUCUUGGGGAGAAAUUUCGUCUCAGAGGUUUCGACAAGUACAAAGGGGGUCUUGACACAGUCCACGAUCUUACUGGUCUGUAUUCCGUUUACACGAAUUGGAGAAGCAUUGAGAUAAUGUUUCACGUUUCGACUCUGCUCCCCUACGAGAAACACGACGCUCAAAAGUUACAAAGGAAACGGCAUAUUGGAAACGAUAUCGUGUGUGUCGUGUUUUUGGAAGCGGACAAUACUGCGUUUUCGCCGGCUUGCAUUAAGAGCCACUUUUUGCACACGUUUAUUUUAGUGCGAGUGUCUGCUAAAAUUAAAAGGCGACCCACUAGAUAUGAAGUGUCUGUCGUGACUCGCGACGAGGUCGGCGCCUACAAACCCUACUUGUGGGAGCAGAGUGUGUUCGACAAAGGACCCAUGUUCAGAGAAUGGCUACUCACGAAAAUAGUAAAUGGCGAAAGAGCAUCGUAUUCAGCGCCAAAAUUCGCGAGGAUGCAAGAACGCACGCGGAGUCAAAUGCUAGAGGAUAUAGUAGCUAACCUGCAAAACCACGCGGAGACUGGUCAAAUACCGAAGCCUUACAGAAGAGGUUCUUGGCGUCCUAUAGGACACAUGCGACCUUCAUCUCCACUGCUAGACUCAGUCAGAGAUCAAUUUGAAGACUACGACCAAUUGGCAAAGGAUUUCACGCGAGUGUUUCUCAAUAGCGAACUUAAUUUUGCACAAAAUGCUCAGCUUUUCGACGUAGUGUUCCUGGUUGGACAGUCGAAGCAAAAGACGAAGUUUAUUGGCGUUCGAGCUAUACUGGGAGUUAGAAGCAGAGUUUUUCAAGAAAUGCUAUACGGCAUACAGACAGGCUUCGGUUCCCCUCAAGUGCCGGUGGCCGAACUACUCGCGCGACCGGCACCCACGCUGCUUUCGCCCACGCCCGCUAGACAGAAGAGCAGUAACUUCUUACAAGUUCCCGACAUUGAAUCACCGAGGCCAAAAAGUGUACCAAGUUCACCGAUGGUUAAACGUGCAUUCUCUCGUCUUGGCACCAUCACAGCUGGUUGGGGACGCUCCAUACGAAAGCAACACUCGCAGCUUAAUGCUGAUGACAAGAAAAAAUGGGCUAGCUCCCAGGAUUGUUCCAAUAAGGAGAGUAAAGACAAGGACAAAGAUAAAAACGCAGCAUUAGCGGUGCCAAGGCUGUCGGUAUGCGCCGAUGCGCAAAAAGUGGACCGUGCCAAGCUCGCGCAAACUGAGUUCUCUAUAAUUGAGUUUGACCCUGAAACCUUUCGUAUACUUCUGGACUACUUGCACACAGGCAGUUGUCCACUCACAUGCGCUUCUAUACCUGGACUUAUAUGUGCUGCUGAGCAUUACGACUUACCUGAACUGUUACAAGCUUGUUUCCAUCACGCGAAACAAUUCCUUAGGAUAGAAGUGGUAUGCACAAUGCUCAUAUCAUUGGAGAACUACUACUGGCGGUAUACAUCGGCUUCGGAACUAGUGAAUAUGAUACUAGCCUUCAUCGAACAAAGGGCGUACGCUCUAUUCCAGACCGCCGAGUUUCUCAACCUCUCAGAGUCCAUGGUGCAAAUGAUUAUGUGCAGGAACCUCGAAGUGCCUGAGGUCAGAAAAUUUGAAGCUAUGCUCAGCUGGGCACGUAAUAAAAUAAAAACUAAAUCUGCCAAUAAGACUGACGCUAGAAAUGAGUUUAAAUGCAUAAUGGAGAGGCUAGCGAGAGACUUAAAGCUCUAUAGGAUUUCCCCGCAGGAGUUAAUAAAAGUGGUACUCCCUUCAAAGGCAAUAAAGAAUGAGCGUAUUCUUGAGACGCUCAUGUAUCAGGCAAAUUCUGGAAUGUACAGAAUACAGGACAGCUACAUAGAAGCCUGCCAGCAACGCUUACAAAAACAGGACUCGAGGUUUUCUGAAUUCGAAAGUUUUGAUUACGGCAUAUAAACUUGGAGCUGUGAGGAUAUCAGUGUAUUAGAUAGAUUACGAAGAGCGAUAAAUUUGGGUUCUUCUCACUGUGGUAUGUUGACGCCUUCAAAGAAUAUUAUUGUUAUAGAUGUACUUUAGUAGAGGUGCGAGAAACAUUUGUACACUUCUCGGAUACCUAUUCCUUGUUGUUGUUCAUUGAUACCUAUAUAUUUUUUACAUCUAGCUAGACGUGUUCAGUAGAAUCAUCUCUAUUUUUGGUACCAAAUUUGAGAUUACAAGUU